Molecule: messenger RNA, 846 nt
Organism: Dovyalis caffra
Lineage: Eukaryota; Viridiplantae; Streptophyta; Magnoliopsida; Malpighiales; Salicaceae
Source: the annotation of a GenBank genome assembly
AUGGGGUGGCAAAAGAAGGCAAAAAAGCUCUUGGGUUGUGCCGUCUUCAGGGAACCCUUCCAUAUCUUGACCAUUACCCUCCUCAGUCUCUUGCUGCCUCUCUCGUUUCUCCUCCUCGCCAGGCUCUCUACUUACAACUAUCUGUUGACCAUCACGUCUGAUCCUAUACAGCAACCGUCAUCUUCUUCUUUCAUCUUAUCUUUAUUCCUAUCCAUCAAUCCAGCAAUUUUGUAUUUUCUCGUUUCAAUUGUUAGCGUAGUCACUCUUAUUCAUGGCUUGACAGGAAAAAUUACCCUUCUAAGUGAGUCACCAGGUGCAAUUUACCGACCCGGAUUGUAUACUGCAUGGAUUGUGUUAUGUACGUUACAGAUUUGUGUUGGAUUAGGCAUUGAAGGGAGCAUAGCUGCUGGCAUGUUUGAUGGUUCUGGUUUUGAUAUUCAAAGAAGUUUAUUAUGCAGAGUUAUAUUUUUCUUAGGGUUGCAUGAGACCAUGAUCCAUUGGUCCAGAACUGUUGUUAAGCCAGUGGUUGAUGACACAAUUUUUGGUGCCGCUAGAGAUGAGAAGUGGGUACAAAGGGUGACUAUAGCUUUGAGUUAUGGCACUUUGUGGUGGUGGAGGUUAAGGGAUGAAGUUGAGUCUCUGGUUUUUGUGGCAGAGGCAAAGAUAGAGCUGAUGAUGGAUUUGGGAAUGGCUGACUUGGUUGGUUGGUGGCUGUAUUACCUGACAGUAACCAUUGGAGUGGCAAGACUUGUGAAGGGUCUUAUAUGGUUUGGGGUGAUUUUGCUUUGUAAGACGGUAAGAAGGCAUUCUACUGAAACCUACGAGGAUGAAUUAAACAAGGUCUGA